Molecule: messenger RNA, 5346 nt
Organism: Punica granatum (pomegranate)
Lineage: Eukaryota; Viridiplantae; Streptophyta; Magnoliopsida; Myrtales; Lythraceae
Source: RefSeq, a predicted model, not a curated record
GGUGGGAGACGGAGAAGGAAGAAGAGGCAGAGGAGAAGACGAAGCAAAGACGACACAGAGCCGAAGAAAAAUAUAUAUAUAAAUAAAAAAAAUAAAAAUUAAUUCAGAAAAUAAAAUCUCCGAAAAAUCGAGCUUGCGAAGAAGAGAAGGGGAAACGCUGGGGAGGAAGGGCUCUGAGCUUAACCUGGUCGUCACGUAAUUUUGCUGUCAUUGAAGGGUCCAAGCUCUCUCCAUUUUCUUGGAUCCGUAUUGCUUGCCCGGCAUUUCUCCGGGUCCGUCGUUUGAAGGGGUGGGAAGGAUUGGGAUUGAGGAGGCGGGGGUGCAGUGUGUGUGCCGCCGGUCAGUUUGAUGAUCGUUGUUGGAGGGUCGGGAGCAGAUCGAGGGAGCAGCCCGGAGUUCUGACUAGAUCGCAGUCAAAGUCCAGAUGGCUACUGUUGGAUCUUUCGCUUGGGUGGAAGAUCCCGACGUAGCUUGGAUAGAUGGUGAGGUUUUAGAAGUUAAAGGAGAGGAGCUCAAGGUCCUGUGCACUUCAGGCAAGACGGUGCUUGUGAAGGCCUCAAAUGUGUACGCUAAAGACACCGAAGCUCCACCAUGUGGAGUGGAUGACAUGACGAAGCUCGCUUAUUUGCACGAACCAGGCGUCCUGCAAAAUCUAAGAUCACGAUAUGAUAUGAAUGAAAUAUAUACAUAUACAGGAAAUAUAUUGAUUGCUGUAAAUCCUUUCACAAAAUUACCUCACCUCUAUGAUAGCCACAUGAUGGCUCAGUAUAAAGGAGCUGCUUUUGGUGAGUUGAGUCCACACCCUUUUGCCGUUGCAGAUGCUGCUUAUAGACUCAUGAUUAAUGAGGAGAAGAGUCAGUCCAUUUUAGUUAGUGGGGAGAGUGGAGCAGGUAAAACGGAAAGUACGAAGUUGCUUAUGCGUUAUCUUGCUUAUAUGGGAGGAAGAGCUGUAUCAGAAGGAAGAACUGUUGAACAGCAAGUCUUAGAGUCUAAUCCGGUGUUAGAAGCAUUUGGUAAUGCAAAGACCGUCAGAAAUAAUAACUCAAGUCGGUUCGGUAAGUUCGUGGAGAUUCAGUUUGACCGGAAGGGGAGGAUCUCGGGAGCAGCUAUCAGGACUUAUUUACUGGAAAGAUCACGUGUUUGUCAGGUGUCCGAUCCUGAGAGAAAUUAUCACUGUUUCUACAUGCUUUGUGCUGCACCACCGGAGGACAUUCGGCGGUUCAAGUUAGGACAUCCGAGAACAUUCCAUUAUUUAAACCAGUCAAAUUGCUUCCAGUUGGAAGGUCUUGAUGAGUCUAAGGAGUAUUUAGCAACAAGAAGGGCUAUGGAAAUUGUUGGAAUAAGUUCUGCUGAGCAGGAUGCAAUUUUUCAAGUUGUUGCUGCAAUUCUCCAUCUUGGAAAUAUCGAGUUCAUUAAAGGAAAAGAGACAGACUCAUCUACGCCCAAGGACGAGAAGUCUUGGUUUCACCUGAGAACUGCCGCUGAGCUUUUCAUGUGUGAUGCAAAGGCGCUUGAAGAUUCUCUCUGCAAGCGUGUGAUUGUAACUCGUGAUGAAACUAUUACAAAAUGGUUGGAUCCAGAGAAUGCAGUUCAAAGCAGAGAUUCUUUGGCAAAAAUUGUCUACUCAAGGUUGUUUGACUGGAUUGUGGACAAGAUUAAUAGCUCGAUUGGUCAAGAUCCUGAAUCAAAGUCCUUGAUUGGUGUUUUGGACAUAUAUGGGUUCGAGAGUUUCAACACAAACAGCUUUGAGCAAUUUUGCAUCAACUUGACAAAUGAGAAACUCCAACAACAUUUUAAUCAGCACGUUUUCAAAAUGGAACAAGAAGAGUACACCAAAGAAGAAAUUGACUGGAGCUACAUUGACUUUGUCGAUAAUCAAGAUGUUCUCGACCUCAUUGAGAAGAAACCCGGUGGGAUAAUUGCUCUUCUUGAUGAAGCUUGCAUGUUUCCAAGAUCAACUCACGAUACAUUUGCUCAGAAGCUGUAUCAGACAUUUAAGAACCACAAGCGCUUCAGCAAGCCCAAAUUGGCCCGUAGUGACUUCACAAUCUGCCAUUAUGCUGGAGAUGUCACUUAUCAGACGGAAUUGUUUUUGGACAAGAACAAGGACUAUGUUGUUGCAGAACAUCAGGCACUCCUGAGCGCUUCCAAGUGUUCUUUUGUGGCUGGUUUGUUCCCAACUUUGGCUGAGGAAUCUUCCAAACAAUCAAAAUUCUCCUCAAUAGGAUCUCGCUUCAAGCAACAAUUACAAGCACUCCUCGAAACACUGAGUUCUACUGAGCCACAUUAUAUCCGCUGUGUAAAGCCAAAUAAUCUUUUGAAGCCCGCCAUCUUCGAGAGCAAAAAUGUCCUUCAGCAACUACGUUGUGGGGGUGUCAUGGAGGCAAUUCGAAUCAGUUGUGCAGGGUACCCUACAAGAAGGCCCUUCUUUGAGUUUGUAGACAGAUUUGGCAUCCUUGCUCCCGAAGUUCUAGAUGGGAGUUCUGAUGAGAUCACAGUUUGCAAGAGGCUGCUGGAGAAGGUGGGAUUGGAGGGUUAUCAGAUUGGUAAGACAAAAGUGUUUCUGAGAGCCGGUCAAAUGGCAGAACUGGAUGCUCGAAGGACUGAGGUCUUGGGGAGGUCAGCGAGCAUUAUACAGAGGAAGACUCGUUCUUAUUUGGCUCGACGGAGUUUCCUCUCACUGCGCUGGUCUGCUAUGCAGAUGCAGGCUGUAUGUAGAGGACAACUUGCACGUGCAACUUACGAGAGUAUGCGCCGGGAAGCAUCCUGCUUGAAGAUUCAGAAGAAUUACCGAAUGCAUUUGGCGAGAAAAGCAUAUACAGACUUGUGCUCUUCUGCCAUUUCAAUUCAGACAGGGAUGCGUGGGAUGGCUGCUAGGAAUGAGUUACGCUUGAGAAGACAGAUUAAGGCUGCUGUUAUUAUUCAGAGUCAUUGCCGUCAAUACUUGGCACGUACACGCUACUUGAAGACAAAGAAAGCAGCAAUCAUUACGCAAUGUGCUUGGAGGGGGAGAGUUGCUCGCAAGGAAUUGCGGAAGCUUAAGAUGGCUGCGAGAGAAACUGGAGCUCUUCAGGCUGCAAAGAAUAAGUUAGAAAAGCAAGUGGAAGAACUCACAUGGAGGCUACAAUUGGAGAAACGAAUGAGAGCUGACCUGGAAGAAGCGAAAAAUCAAGAAAACGUGAAGCUACAGUCUGCAUUGCAGGAGAUGCAGCUUCAGUUCAAAGAAACCAAAGAAAUGCUUCACAAGGAACGUGAAGCCGCUAAGAAGUCAGCAGAGAUAGCCCCAGUUAUACAGGAGGUUCCAGUCAUAGACAAUGCAUCGAUGGAGAAGCUCACAAGUGAAAAUGAGAAACUCAAAGCUUUAGUGAAUUCACUGGAAAAGAAAAUUGAUGACACUGAGAAGAAGUAUGAGGAGACGAGAAAGAUUAGCGAAGAAAGGUUAAAGCAGGCUAUGGACGCAGAAUCAAAAUUAGUGCAGAUGAAAACUGAUAUGCAGAGGCUCGCAGAAAAGAUCUCCGACAUGGAAUCUGAGAACCAAAUACUUCGGCAGCAAACGUUGCUGAACUCGCCUGUGAAGAUGAAUGCAGAUAACUUAUCCACUCCAGUGCCUAAGAAUGUGGAAAAUGGGCACCAUGCAAUUGAAGAGAACAGGACAGUUGAACAAACUCCUAGCCCAAUUAAGAAGUAUGGCACAGAGUCUGAUAGCAAGUUUAGGAGAUCCCACAUUGAGCGUCAGCAGGAGAGCAUCGAUGCACUUAUUGGUUGUGUUACGAAGAACAUCGGCUUCAGUCAUGGGAAGCCCAUUGCAGCCUUCACAAUCUAUAAAUGUCUUCUCAAUUGGAAAUCUUUCGAAGCUGAGAGGACAAGUGUGUUUGAUCGGCUCAUUCAGAUGAUAGGUUCAGCAAUUGAGAGUGAAGAUAAUAAUGAUCAUAUGGCUUAUUGGUUGUCAAAUACAUCGGUAUUGUUGUUCUUGCUCCAAAAGAGUUUGAAGGCUGCAGGAUCAACGGGAUCGACUCGGAAACCUCCAGCUCCUACCUCGUUGUUCGGGAGAAUGACUAUGGGAUUCCGUUCAUCCCCCUCUUCUGCCCACCUUGCUGCCGCUGCAGCCACUGUAGUGCGCCAAGUUGAGGCCAAGUACCCGGCUUUGCUCUUUAAGCAGCAGCUCACAGCAUACGUGGAGAAGAUCUAUGGAAUCAUCAGAGAUAACUUGAAGAAGGAGCUGUCAUCUUUGCUUUCUCUUUGCAUCCAAGCACCGAGAACUUCCAAGGGGAGUGUACUGAGAUCUGGACGGUCCUUCGGAAAAGAUUCUCCAUCAAAUCACUGGCAGAGCAUCAUUGAUAGCCUGAACACUCUCCUCUGUACCCUGAAGGAAAAUUUUGUGCCCCCAAUUUUGGUGCAGAAGAUCUAUACUCAGACUUUCUCCUUCAUCAAUGUUCAGUUAUUCAACAGCCUGCUUCUGCGACGAGAAUGCUGUACUUUUAGCAAUGGUGAAUACGUAAAAGCAGGGUUAGCUGAGCUGGAGUUGUGGUGUGCUCAAGCAAAAGAAGAGUAUGCUGGCUCAUCUUGGGAAGAGCUCAAACACAUUCGACAAGCUGUCGGGUUCUUGGUUAUACAUCAGAAAUACCGAAUCUCAUAUGAUGAAAUCACCAAUGAUCUCUGCCCUAUCCUCAGCGUCCAGCAGCUGUACAGAAUAUGUACACUUUACUGGGAUGAUAGCUACAAUACUAGGAGUGUCUCUCCUGCAGUGAUUUCCAGCAUGAGAGUACUGAUGACAGAGGACUCCAACAGUGCCAUCAGCAACUCCUUUUUGUUGGACGACAAUUCCAGCAUCCCAUUCUCUGUGGAUGAGCUCUCCAAUUCGAUGCUAGAGAAGGAUUUCGAGGACGUAAAACCUGUGGAGGAGCUUCUCGAAAACCCAGCCUUCCAGUUUUUGUACGAGUAAGGCUAUGGGAAGCAUUGAAUGCGAUCCUCUCAGCAUAUUAAAGCUCCCGCUCUAGGAUCGCUGUCAUUUUCAUUCAAUCCGCUCGAUAUCCGUGCCCUGCCACAUGUCUAUUUUUUCAUUUGUUAAUUAAUACUCAAAAUGUAGAAAUAUGCGUAGUCGUGCGAGGCAGGGAUAUAGUUUUUGGUCGAGUUCGAAGCAUUCUUUUUUUUGGCAUUGGUUUUGUUUUGCUGGCAAGUUAUAUAACACACACUACAGGCAAUGUGUAUAUUUCUCAUUUCUGGUCAUUUGUUUUGGUGGCUGAGAAAAUUUCUACCUCUCCACUCCAAAGUGUCAAUGUACAAAGUUACAAACAUAUUAAUAUUGUCUACAAAGUAAUGAAAGAAAUUAUAUUUUGGUUUUGGUUA